CACACAUGGUGUGAGUCACUCACAGGGGUUCCGCGGACUCUACCAGUCUGAAAGUUGCCCUCGUUAUUAGGCUACACGCGUGUUUCUCUCCAGCAUUACCUUGAAAUCAUCUUCUGUUUUGUAUACUAGAGGAAGACAGCAAGUUGCCCACUCAGAUUCAUCAAAGAAAGGCACCAUCUAUGAGUUACAAUGAAGAUGAAUCAAAUCGCUGCAAGAAUAUUUGUGUUAAUCUGUCUACUGAUCAUUAUGUGUCAAGCAUCAAUAGAUAAUGACAGGGACUUUAUAAUGUGUGGAACAUGGCGCCAUGGCACAGGAUCCACUAAAUAUCUGAGAUAUGAUUUAAGAACGGGCUGUCGGAACAUCGAGAUUUCAGGAAAUGAGAAUGCACUCUCCAUUCGGGGUGCUAUCACAGCAAAGUGCAAUCCAAAUAAAUCAGUUAAUCUAGAUUUAAACCCCCUUCAAAAUCAAAGUCACUUCUGUGUAUUCUGGGAUCCACUGCACGACCUGUUGAUGGUGGAGGUGAAUGGAAAAAACCAUACUCUAUGUAGCCAAUCUGGUCUACAGGAAGACUGCUGCACUGACCUCUCACCAGAUAAACAGAAACCUGGCGAUCUGUAUGGUAUUGUGAAUGGCAACCUCAGGGGUGAUAUCCUCAACUCCAAAAUCAUGGAAGUAUAUACAUUUCGAGGGGACUCAAUUAACUGCAAGGAAACGUUCUGUGGUGAGGCUUUUGAGGAGCAUUACAGACUAAACAUGAUAGAAAAAAAAGUGAUGAAUUCCCACCCGUUGGGUCCAGUGGAUCUACCUUGUGUUCAGGGAGCUCUCAUGGAGAUGGAAAAAGACUUUAAGGGACACAGUUUCACUCUGCCAGCCCAGCGAAAUAAACAAUCAAACCCGGUGCCCUUAAUAUAUCUUCCCCCUUGCCUGAUGUCAGAAGGAAGAAAAAAAUCCAAAGUGCUUAUAACAUACUACAGGAACAGUACAGUAAAGACAUUAUUUAAGACAAAUUUGUCCAACUCAAAUGUUCUAGAGGACAUAGUUGGAAUCACAGUGGAGAAUGAGAUCAUCAGAGACCUAUCAGAACCUGUCAGAAUUAGGUUCCAUCACUCGCCCUUUCUACCUACGCAGUCUAAAAGUUGUGUUUCAUGGGACACAAAAAGAGACAAUGAUGUGAUGUGGAGGCCAGACGGUUGUGAGACGAAUGACAUCAGUGCAAAAGAGACAGAGUGCAGUUGUAAUCACCUUACAUACUUUGCAAUUCUUGUGCAACUAAAACCGGACGCUGAAGUUCGCCAUCUGGAGGCUUUGACAUUCAUUACAGCUGUGGGAUGUGCCGUGUCUUUAGUUAGCUGCUUGAUUCUCUUCUAUUGGCUCUGUAAAAAGAGAUUAGGAAAGAAAAAUCAGUCCUCGCUAGUGCACCGUGGUCUGGUGGUGGCAGUAUUUCUUCUGUCCUUAUUAUUCAUUUUUACUGGGACACUGGCGAAUGUAGGAAAUUCGGCAGUUUGUCGGAUAACAGGAGCUCUUCUGCAUUAUGCGCUGCUUAGCACACUCUGCUGGAUGGCUAUGGAAGUGUUUCACGCAUUCUUGUUAGUCCACCAGGUGUUCACAUUACCACCUCGCUCAUGGUGGUUUUACUUGGGGGGUUUUGGUCUUCCAGCUCUGCUAGUUUCCAUACUGCUCGGUAUAGGUGAUAUAUAUGGUAAACGAGAAAUUAUGGCAUAUGCUAAUGACACCAAUCCUUACUACAUGUGCUGGAUGUUGAACAAUGACAAGAGCACUGUGGCUCAUUACAUCAUUAAUCUGGGCUUACUGAUCGUUGUGAUGAGCUCUGGUUUGGUCAUGCUUUUAUAUGUUGUGAGAAAAAUACUGAAGAUGCCAGUGCUGAAGAACCGUUAUGGGCUUUUUCUCAGUAUCUGGGGCCUAACCUGUCUGUUCGGAUUAACAUGGGGCCUGAGUUUCCUCAAUUUUGGCCGUUUUUCAGAAGCCAUCCUCUUCCUUUUCUGUAUUAUCAAUUCUUUACAAGGAUUUUUUCUCAUGCUGCGACACUUCAUCAUGAAGCGGAUAGAAAAGUCACCCGAGUCCAGUUCAAGCAGUAGCGGAUUUUCAAAACAGCCCAUGUUACAGACUAAUGAAAAGAGUUAAAAAUCUGAUGAUGCUCAGUGUUUUAUUACUGUUCUGUUUAAAUGUUUAUAUUAGAAAGCAAAGUAAAUUUUAUUAUUAUUAAUAAGGGCAUUGGUAAAACAACAACCUUUUUCUCAUCCUGCUGGUCAGGCUGUUGAGCUCAUAUGACAAUGCACUGAUAAUGAGCAUAAAUGCUUCACCUGUCAUAAGCUGUAUUUCUGUAAAUCAUACUUUCCAUGUGACUUCAUUUUUUUUCCUCAAGCAAGCCUUUGCACUUUAGCUUUAACUACUGUAGAAAACUGCUGUGUUCAUUAAGAAAUGGUAAUAAUAGGAUUUAGUGAGCCACUUUAGUAAUGAAAAAGAAAUUGAUUUUGUGAUCUUAUUAAUAAUGAGCUGUAUUUGGUGAGUCGAUGUGGUGCUGUUGUGUAGGUUUCCUUACUUAGU
Molecule: messenger RNA, 2565 nt
Organism: Paramisgurnus dabryanus
Lineage: Eukaryota; Metazoa; Chordata; Actinopteri; Cypriniformes; Cobitidae
Product: adhesion G-protein coupled receptor G5-like
Biological process (GO): adenylate cyclase-activating G protein-coupled receptor signaling pathway; cell surface receptor signaling pathway
Cellular component (GO): plasma membrane
Molecular function (GO): G protein-coupled receptor activity
Source: RefSeq, a predicted model, not a curated record